Messenger RNA from Bactrocera dorsalis (oriental fruit fly), 627 nucleotides. RefSeq names its product pickpocket protein 28-like. The coding region runs from base 1 to 627 and encodes 208 amino acids. Gene Ontology annotation, biological process: sodium ion transmembrane transport. The transcript has 3 exons. Gene Ontology annotation, cellular component: membrane. Lineage: Eukaryota; Metazoa; Arthropoda; Insecta; Diptera; Tephritidae. Gene Ontology annotation, molecular function: ligand-gated sodium channel activity. The record is from RefSeq and is a predicted model, not a curated record.
AUGGUCAUACUCGCCAACAAUAAUCAGCAUCAACCCGGUACCCAGUUACGUUACCGACUACCCAUUUCCUGCUGUGACCAUAUGCAAUAUGAACCAAGCGCUCAGGAGCAAGGUAUCGAACUUCUCAAAAGAUCGCAAUCCUGUGAACGAAUGCUCCUUAAGUGUAAUUUUGGUGGCGUUGAAUACAAUUGUACGGAACUUUUUCAUCCAGUUAUAUUGGACGAAGGCCUAUGCUGCACAUUCAAUUCACUGGAUCAGGUCUACAAAUUUACAAAUAUGUCAAUGAAGUUUAAUUAUAACAAAACAUAUCCACCAAACGUCAAGCCUGUUGAUUGGUCUUUGGAAAAUGGCUAUCAGAACCCUCUACCCAAAUACUAUUCACCAAUGAAGGCCGUCGGCUCUGGACAAACGCUAGGGUUAAAUAUUAUUUUAAACGUAGAGAAAGAUGAAUAUUAUUGUUCGUCAGGGAAUAGUGUGGGUUUCAAAGUCGCAUUGGACAACCCCGAAGAAGAGCCAAACAUACCCGAAUCUGCUUUACUACUUGCACCAGGUCUUAAGUCAUCGAUUCGCAUUAUACCCACACAUCAGGAAGCAGAUCGAAAAUUACGCAAUUUGAGUCGGAACUAG